Culicoides brevitarsis is the source of this 2661-nucleotide messenger RNA. RefSeq names its product tyrosine-protein kinase CSK (gene Csk). The record is from RefSeq and is a predicted model, not a curated record. Gene Ontology annotation, biological process: protein phosphorylation. Bases 562 to 2415 code for a protein of 617 amino acids. The transcript is spliced from 8 exons. Gene Ontology annotation, molecular function: non-membrane spanning protein tyrosine kinase activity; ATP binding. Lineage: Eukaryota; Metazoa; Arthropoda; Insecta; Diptera; Ceratopogonidae.
GUCUGUCACUCAAUGGCGUAAAGGAAAAAUCGUGAAAAAAACGUACGGAAAAGUGUUAAAAACCCACAGAAAAAUUGCCAAUUUCGGUAGAAAAACAAUCCCAAAGUGUCCAUACAAUCGAAGAUAAUCAGGAAAUUCACACAUUCUUUGUGAAAAAAGCAAAAAAAUAAAAUAUCCAAAAAAGAAGGCAGUGGCAAAAAAGUGUUGAUAAAAAGAAAUCUGCCACAAAUUCUCGAGAAAAAAAAGGAAUAAAUAAUAAAAAGAAAUUAAUCACACACAAGUGCACGAAAGGAUAAUGAAUCACGUCGCUUAGACUGGAUUACGAGCGGAAAUAAAAAAAUAACAAAAGUCACCUCUACAGCAGUAACACAGUUCGGAGUCGUAAGCUGGCAAGAUGUUGUUGAUCUAAUUAGCAAGCAACGCAGCAACAACAACAACAAACCGCAUCAAAAGAACAAUCAUCUCUCAUCACCGAUUGCACGACGGAAUUCAACUGGGAGUUCCCUCAACGACAUCAAUCACAGUAAUCAGCAUCCAUCGACGACGAAAACUCCGAACGGCAUGAAUAGUCACACGGCGGCAAUUAAUCUACAAUCAGCAGCGGGACAUCAGCGAGGCUUCGCAGGAGCGACAGUCGGAUAUCAGCCUCCCGUUGCGCCAAUUGCUCCAGCUAGACAUAAUCAAAAACGGCCUGCGCCUCAGCCGGGGCAACAGCAACAAAUCCAGCAACAACCACAAUACCAAACAGCGUUACAGGCGCACAGCAAUCAUGUGGCUGGACCACCAUUACCUCCGCACACAAUAAACAGUCAAAAUCACGGUUGGAAAAGCACAUCGACACAAUCACACCAACAACAACAACAAAAAUCACCUCUACUAAGUCAAGUAAUACAUUCCAUCCCACAGCCAAACUCAUUACCGGCAAGUCUUAACUUAAUCGCGGACCGAAGCGCCACAACCAUCGUGCCCGGAUCAACGACGUCGUCAACACAACAACUCAAUCAUAACAAUAAUAAUAACAAUUUAAUGUCUACGUCACUUAAUAAUGCCCAACUGCCAAGUCAUUUAGCGAAUAGUAGUCAAAAUUGUGUUAAUUCUGUUUCUGUGACAUCUGCAUUGCAUCCACAGAAUAUUUGCGGGAUGUCGCAGUCGUUACACGAUUCAGGUGCCAAUAACUACGAGAACAACAGCAGUUGGUCCAAUACAACGGGCAGUCAGGGAUCCGGCAGUAAUCACAUUGUCGUUGCCAAGGGACAAAUUUCACCCACAGCGCCCGUUCCUCCGCGGAAUCUCAAGAAGCAGGAUGUGCUAUCGUCAUUAUUCAAUCAUGGCAAAAUAUCGCGCGAUGAGGCUGAAAGACUUCUCACGCCACGCACCGAUGGCCUGUUUCUCGUACGCGAAUCCACAAACUUCCCGGGCGACUGUACGCUCUGCGUUUGCUUCCAAAACAAAGUCGAGCAUUAUCGCAUCAAGAAGGAACACAACCCACAAUACAAUAAACCAAAGUUGACAAUCGACGACGAGGAAUACUUUGACAAUCUGUCGCAACUCAUUGCCCAUUAUCGCAAGGAUGCGGAUGGUUUGUGUACCCAGCUGAAGGAUUGUCUCCCAAUGAAGAUUGACGAACGAUGGCAAAUUCCGGAGAAAGAUGUGCAGAUCAAGGAGAGCAUCGGCAAGGGAGAGUUCGGGGACGUGAUGCUGGGCAUUUAUAAAAAUCAAAAAGUUGCUGUCAAGUCGCUGAAGGAUUCCACGGAGACGGCACAAAAGUUCCUAGCGGAAGCGCAUGUCAUGGCAUCACUUGAACACGAAAAUCUCGUAAAAUUCAUCGGUUUAGUCACAAGUAAAGAACACGUGUAUAUUAUUACGGAAUAUAUGAGUAAAGGGUCUCUCGUGGAUUAUCUCAGAUCGCGAGGCAGACAACACAUCACGAAAAAAGAUCAGAUAAACUUUGCAUAUGACACAUGUUCGGGCAUGGAAUAUCUGGAAAAGAAGAAAGUCGUUCAUCGCGAUCUCGCUGCCCGUAAUGUCCUGAUAUCGGAAAGUUGCGUGGCAAAAGUGUCAGAUUUUGGUUUGGCCAAAGAGGAAGGCAUCAACAUCGACGUUGGAAAGUUGCCGAUUAAAUGGACUGCUCCUGAAGCGCUAAAAGAAUCGAAAUUCUCAAGUAAAUCCGAUGUGUGGAGUUUUGGCAUUUUGCUAUGGGAAAUCUACUCAUUCGGUCGAGUGCCAUAUCCAAGAAUACCCCUUGCUGACGUUGCCAAACAUGUACAAACGGGCUACAAAAUGGAAGCACCCGAAGGGUGUCCUCAGGAAAUCUACAGCAUGAUGACGUCCUGCUGGAAUUUAACGGUAGAGAAGCGUCCUUCAUUUAGUGAUCUUAAACCUAUUUUAGCGCGACAUAAGGAGACCACGACAUAAAAUUAUAGAGAAAUAACAACAACUUUUGAAUUAGUUUUUUAAGAAGAGUAUUUUAUUUUUUAAUCACUUACAAAAAAAUAUAUUGUCUGUACACGACAAAAAUUUUAAUUAAUUUUUAAAAUUAAUCAAAAAUGGAAUGAAAUCAUUUUUUAAAAAAUAUUUUUUUGACAAAAAAAAAUUUAAUAAAUUUUACUUUCAUAAAUAUUUAUAAAAAAAAAACUUUUUUAGGCCAAGUACUGAUAAAAA